ACUAACCACCAGGGGAAGACUAAAGCCUUUACGAUCGAUUAACCUUAACCCCUGCAUCAUUGAAGAGAUCUGUACGAACUAUUUAUAUUUAAUAUAUCUUCACACUUUCAUAAAAGAGAGUGCACCAGACUAUCGCUGUAAUUGAAUACAUUAGUCCAUUGUUAUACGUACUACUUUAUUUCCGGUCGACACGGAAGCUUUCCUCGCUGUGUACUGCUGUCAACAUGGCGGUGAAUCUCACUGAAUUGGCUCUUCCACAAUUAGAGGGUUUGAAAACUCAGCUUGACCAGGAAACAGAGUUCCUGUCAUCAUCCAUAGGUCAGCUAAAGGUAGUUCAAACAAAAUAUGUGGAGGCAAAAGACAGUUUGAAUGUUCUUACUAAGAAUAAUGAAGGAAAAGAACUGCUUGUCCCUCUCACCAGUUCUAUGUAUGUACCUGGAAAGCUGCAUGAUGUAGACAAUGUCUUAGUAGAUAUUGGAACAGGUUACUUUGUAGAGAAGAGAGUAGAGGAUGGGAAAGAGUUCUUUAAACGUAAAAUUGACUUUCUUACAAAGCAAAUUGAGAAAAUUCAGCCUGCCCUUCAAGAAAAACAUGGAAUGAAACAAGCUGUGGUGGAAGUUAUGAACAUGAAGCUGCAGCAACUGCACAGCCAACAAGCAUCACAGUCUGCCACCAUCAAAGCCUAAAAACAGUUAUGAGCACCAGUAUGGAAAAAUCACAGCAGAUUGUGUGAGAAUUUAUACGGUAUCAGUCCAAUCUGCAAACGUGAGACAGGAAAUUGCUGCUUUGAUGUCACAUUCACCUGGAAGAAUGUCCAGCCGUUGCUUGCGUUAAACAACUUUCACCUUAUUCUUUUCAACAUUUUCAUGUUUGGUAAACAUACAAACUUUGGCCUGGCAUGUGGUCCUAUGCAUACAGCCUCCCAAGACUUGGAUUGUUUUCAGAGAUUCUCUUUUUGUGCAAAAUUAAAUUUUAGUAUAAAAAAUACGAUACAAAUAUUUAGAUCAGACAAUUGGCUCAAGAUAAUGUCCUAAACGUGUAUUUGUAGUAUUUACUUGUACCUGCAUUCACUACAUUUAUUUCCCUGUGACUCAAAGCAAUACAAAUCAGAAAUGACUUGCUUUCUUCUGAACAGUCCUCAGCAGAAAAAAUGACGGCCUAUCAACAACUUUGUAACUACUGUUUGAGUAAAAUCUUUCCUUGUUGGGGAUGAAUAAAUUGAACAUUAACAUUUUAAAACCCUA
Molecule: messenger RNA, 1244 nt
Organism: Triplophysa dalaica
Lineage: Eukaryota; Metazoa; Chordata; Actinopteri; Cypriniformes; Nemacheilidae
Gene: pfdn5
Product: prefoldin 5
Exons: 6
Coding region: 225-686 (153 amino acids)
Biological process (GO): regulation of DNA-templated transcription; protein folding
Cellular component (GO): prefoldin complex; cytoplasm
Source: RefSeq, a predicted model, not a curated record